Molecule: messenger RNA, 2265 nt
Organism: Crotalus tigris (Tiger rattlesnake)
Lineage: Eukaryota; Metazoa; Chordata; Lepidosauria; Squamata; Viperidae
Gene: STXBP6
Product: syntaxin binding protein 6
Exons: 6
Coding region: 427-1059 (210 amino acids)
Biological process (GO): exocytosis; Golgi to plasma membrane transport
Cellular component (GO): plasma membrane; exocyst
Molecular function (GO): phosphatidylinositol-4,5-bisphosphate binding
Source: RefSeq, a predicted model, not a curated record
CUUCCUCCUCCAGGUUGGUUGCCCAAACCUGAACUUAAGCUCUGGAGGUGAUCACAUGGGACGGCAGAGAAGGCGGGCAGAGCGAGGAAGGUUCCACGGCUGUCUGUUUCCAUUGGCUCCGCGCAGGCACGUGGCGCUCCUCUCCCACCGCUGGCUCACAGCUGGGUAGCCCGGGUCUGCUGGCAGGGAAAGAGCAGUAAGAGCCGCUCCAGCUAAGUGCCUUAAAGGAGCGUGGAGGAGGAGGAGGAGGAGGAAGAAGGCGGCAAAGAGUUGUUGUUGUUUUUUCCCCCUUGGGCUCGUGGAUCUGAUUUAUUUAUUACUGUUGUUUUGCCCGGAGUUUCGUGCCUGAACCCUUCGCGUGUAGGUCGUCGUUUUGCUGGAGCUGGGCGGCAGGAAGGAACAUCUUCCAUCUGUGUCUGAUUUAUAAUGAGUGCCAAAUCUGCUAUCAAUAAAGAGAUUUUUGCACCACAUGAUGAAAGGAUGCUGGGUGCAGUCCAAGUAAAAAGGAGAACGAAGAAAAAGAUUCCUUUCCUGGCAACUGGGGGUCAGGGUGAAUACUUAACCUACAUUUGCUUGUCAGUGACAAACAAGAGACCUGCACAAGCAUAUAUUACAAAAGUUAAACAGUUUGAAGGUUCUACAUCUUUUGUACGAAGGUCACAAUGGAUGCUUGAACAGCUUCGCCAGGUUAAUGGUUUAGAUCCUCAUCGGGAUUCCCCAGAGUUUGAUUUAUUGUUUGAAAAUGCUUUUGACCAAUGGGUGGCAAGUACAGCCUCUGAGAAAUGUACAUUCUUUCAAAUUCUCCAUCAUACUUGUCAACGGUAUCUUACAGAUAAAAAGCCAGAAUUUAUUAAUUGCCAGUCUAAAGUUAUUGGAGGAAACAGCAUAUUACAUUCGGCAGCAGACAGCGUGACAAGUGCAGUACAGAAAGCAAGCCAGGCUUUGAAUGAGCGCGGUGAAAGAUUAAGUCGAACUGAAGAAAAGACAGAGGACAUGAAAAACAGCGCUCAGCAUUUUGCAGAAACUGCACACAAGCUUGCCAUGAAACACAAGUGUUGAAAAUGGCUGUGUGGAGAUCUUUCUGAAUGGAACUGCAAAAAUAGAAUUGCCCAUUUUUAGUGAAAAAUGCAAGUCUAUGUCUCUUUUUUCCAACAAUUUGGUAAUCGGUAGUUCCAAUUGUCAUUAGGAAAUUAGUAUUCCUACUUUUUCUAUUGCUAGGCCAUUCAGCGUCUGUCUUUUUUUAAUAUUUAAAAUGAGAUGGUGUUAAUAUGUAAAUUGGACCAAAGGAUAUACUAAACUGCACUGACCUGCAAGAAUCUAUUGUUCCCAAUGUUGUGUAGGAAUACAAUAUUUUAGCUUCAAGAAAGGUAAUCGAGUCACAGUGAAAUCCAGUAAUUGUUAUAGAGUUGUUUCUUAGAGCAAAUGUUGAAGUAAAAGUGUUCAUAACUUUUAUCACUGGGCAACAAAAAUAAGUUGCUGGGAAAAACAGCUUGACUUCUCAGUUCUGCCAUUUUUAGCAAAUUUAUUUUGCACAUGUCAUCACUAGCAUGGUGAAUUUGAAUUUGAAUUGUCCAUCAUGUUGUCAACACUGUUUAAAAAAAAAUCUUUUUCUUAUGGUCUGAGUUUAUUUUAAUGUUACCAAAAACACAUUAGAAAUGUUAAGGAAAAGCUGAUUAAAUCUAUAAAUACUUCAAUAUUUUAUCUGGAAUCUAAAAUGUCCUAAAUAAACAUUAUAUUGAAACUGUUUCAAGAAAUAAUACAUGCACAAACACUAUUGUAAGUUUUUGGAAUUCUUCUAUUGAUCAGCAUGCUUCAAUUUUAUUGUUCAAAGUAAGACUUGCUAGAAUUUUCCUUAAUAGUGUAAUCUGGACCUGUGAAGACCAAAAUUCAGUCUAAUCUUUGCAGUCACUGGAUCAUAAUCAUACAUUAUAAUUAACAUUAUUUACAAUAAAAUAUUCAUUUCCACUUUUCGUUUUACAAAACACAAAUGUUUUCUUGUUUGCCCAAAAAAAAAAUCCCUUAAGACAGAUUUUUACAUGCACUGAAGCCCUCUGGAUUAUUCCUGGUUUUCAUCUUUCUAAUGCUAGUCUGGGAGAGUUCACAUAGAACAUUCAGUUAUAGAUGGUUAUGUCAGAUUAGUUGAAACUCAAGUACUUUGGCCACCUAAUGAGAAGGAAGGACUCACUGGAGAAGAGCCUAAUGCUGGGAAAGAUUGAGGGCAAUAGAAGAACGGGACGACAGAGAAUGAGGUGGCUGGACGGAGUC